Penicillium lagena is the source of this 2373-nucleotide messenger RNA. RefSeq names its product E3 ubiquitin-protein ligase. The transcript is spliced from 2 exons. The record is from RefSeq and is a predicted model, not a curated record. NCBI's taxonomy places the organism in Eukaryota, Fungi, Ascomycota, Eurotiomycetes, Eurotiales, Aspergillaceae. The coding region runs from base 1 to 2373 and encodes 790 amino acids.
AUGAACGAACGGAUGGUCAACUAUAGUUCGCUCAACCGGGAUCCCUCCUCCUCCACCUCCGCAGCACUGGCACCUCAAUCCCGCCGACACCGCAACUCAGCCGGCUCAGGCUCCUCAUCGAACUCCUCAUCCAGCCGUCACAUCUGGAGACCCGCCGCCCUAAGCGGCUCCUCAUCCCCCACCGCUGGUGGCGCGUCGCAAAGCAGCAACAGCAACUCCAUUACUCUCAGCGAGGCGCUACGCAAUAAUCCCUUCGGGAGCACACCGCGUGCUCGCGCAGUCCAGGUUUCUAUUCGUGAGGCGGAGGACCAGAAGCGCGAGCAGGAUGAGUUGAAUGCGGCGCUGGAGCAGCUUGCGCGCAUCUUUCCCGAUGUGAAGAUUGAGGUGUUUAGGGAAUUGCUCGUGCGGUUUGAUGGUCUCAGUCGGCUGCAGGUUUGUGUUGAGCAGUUGCUGAGACACAAGGAUGAGUGGGUUGCUGGGAGGUGGAAUCUUUCCGAGGCGAAUGGGACGAAGGAUCAUCGUGGGAGUCGGCAUGACGAUGGAAGCGCCGAACAGGUCCCUGCCGAGGAAAUGUUUCGGUCUGAUGAGUACAAGAUCGUCGUUCGAGCGGUUCUGGGUAAGGAGUUCAGUGGCCUGAGCAAGAGCACCGUCGACGCUGUGCUGGCUGAGGUCAACUUCAGCUAUACCCGGGCACGGCCGACAUUGCGAGACUUAUCGCGUCGGACGUGGCGCGCUACUUUCAAUAGCAUCUUCCCAUCCUUCAGACGAAAGAAGGAUCGGGACGAGCACCCGCUUGUAGGGUGGCAGCGUCGGGCAGACGGAGAGCUGAUUCCGCGGCUGAAAGAGACAGGGUGUGUCGAGCUGGACGGGGAGCUGUACACAACCCUGGUGGCUCCGUUGCUGCAGCAAAAGCGCGAAGAGCAAGAAAAUGGCGAUUUUAUGUUUGCUUCUGAGUUGAAUGUGAAGGAGGCGAAGAAAGUUGAUGCCCUAUAUGAAUGCGAAUGCUGCUUCGCCGACGUGACAUUUGAGCAGAUUGCCACAUGCUCGGCCAACACCCAUGUCAUUUGUCACCAUUGUAUUCAGCGGACGAUUCAUGAAGCGCUUUUCGGACAAGGCUGGGGCAAGUCCGUGGACCUGGAACGGUCGACGCUCAAAUGUCUUGCGCCGCUUUCAGUCAGUGUUUGCGACGGAUGUCUUCAUCCAGAGGUCGUCCGGCAGGCAAUUCUUCUCGACAUGUCCGGUUUCGAGACCUACCGCAAAUUCGAAGACCGACUAGCCUCGGAGGCUCUCCUCAAGUCACAGCUCAAGCUCAUCCGGUGUCCGUUCUGCUCGUACGCUGAAGUGGACCCGGUCUAUCACCCUUUGUCGCGAGGUGUCCGCUGGCGGGUUCGUCGCGAUGGGGGACUCAUCCCGACAAUUCUCAUGACGCUUUUCCUUCUUGAUCUGGUUCCCUUACUCGUCAUUCCGGUAUUGGUACUACUUCUCUUCGACCCUGCCGCUGUCAAGGCCAUUUUCCAUAACGCUAUCCGCAAUCUCUGCCUUAAGAUCCGUCCCAAACGUUUUACCUGCGCCCGUCCUUCCUGUCAGCGUGUCAGUUGCAUGACAUGCCAGAAGCCGUGGCGCGACCCCCAUAUUUGCCAUGAGCCACUGCUGCUCGACCUGCGUGCCACUGUCGAGGCUGCCCGCACUGCUGCCGUAAAACGCACUUGCCCCCGGUGCGGGCUGUCAUUUGUCAAGUCCUCAGGCUGCAAUAAGCUGACUUGUGUCUGUGGCUAUUCUAUGUGCUACCUCUGCCGCAAGGCCCUGGGUUCACCGGGACGACCUGCCAGAGCGCAUGAAGAUGGCCGCGGCCCUCUUCCACAACGCCGCCUCGCCAUCUACGACGGACCCCUUGAAGAAGGAGCCGGCCAUCUCUUUGAUGACCCAAAUGAUAUCUCCGAAGACGACGAAUUCGAAGAACCCGAAGGCUACAAGCACUUCUGCGAGCACUUCCGAAUCAACCCGGGCUCCCGCUGCACCGAGUGCAGCAAGUGUGACCUCUACCAAGCCGAAGACGAAGAAGCCGUCGCCCGACGCGCGGGAGAAAAAGCCGAGCGGGAGUGGCGUCUUCGACAGGGCGCAUCUAGCAACGGCAGCACCGCCGUUUCGGCAGUGGGAUUCCACAACGUCAACCGGGAUUUUUCCUCGUCAACACAAGGCCGCGCUAUUGAUCGUCGCUCCUCGUCUGCGUUGUGGGAUCUACAACUCAUCGGACCGGGAAAACCGUGGGCUUACUGGCUAAAUGAUGUGUGGGUUGACGGCAGGUGGAAAAUUGAAGGCCAGGCUCUGGCGGACUGGAUCGUCGAACGGGUUGUCGUUGUCGAGGAAGUAUAA